Messenger RNA from Loxodonta africana (African savanna elephant), 3532 nucleotides. RefSeq names its product olfactory receptor 14C36-like. Gene Ontology annotation, molecular function: odorant binding; olfactory receptor activity; G protein-coupled receptor activity. The transcript has a single exon. Gene Ontology annotation, biological process: G protein-coupled receptor signaling pathway. The record is from RefSeq and is a predicted model, not a curated record. The coding region runs from base 2364 to 3326 and encodes 320 amino acids. Gene Ontology annotation, cellular component: membrane. NCBI's taxonomy places the organism in Eukaryota, Metazoa, Chordata, Mammalia, Proboscidea, Elephantidae.
GCCUCAAACAACUAUCUGGAAUAUGAUCUGUCUGUUCAGUUGUUUAAACAUAUAGACAUAAUAUCUCGAUAAUGGGGGUAAGAAAUUUCCCCAAUAUAGGUAAAUAAGUAGUGAUAAUAUUUUGAUGAAAUGGAUAUUUAUUUAUUUUUUAUAAUCUUUAUGAAGCAUCAAAUACAUGAAAAGAAGUUUACUUGAUGCUGGGAGGGCUUGAAGUUACACAAAAUACAAUCCUUGAGGAGCUUAUAAGGAACAUAAAGACAGAUAAGACAAAGCAACUGCUCAAUAUCCCAUCAAUGUAAAGCAAUUUUUGAAAUAUUUCAUGAGACCAGUAAAAAGACAUCAUAGUCUUUGCUCAGGCUGUCCACGAAGAAUUCAUACACAAGAUGUUUGAUAAAUUCACCACAGAGGAGAUAAGACAAAAGACAUUGUAAAGAUUACAGAAGAAUUUGGAAGAUGUUUAAUACCAAAUAAAGAUGUUUGAAGUACAAUCAUUUUAGCCAUGGAUAGGUUAUUUGUUUGUGGUUCCAAAUGCCAUAGUUAUUGUUAUUAUUGCUGCUGUUGCUCUUACUACUAUUAUUCUUAUUAUGAGAGAAGGAGAAGAGAGUGUUGCAAAAAAAAAAAAAGGUUGAGGAGGUUCAGAAAAAUACAGGUACCACAGGUAAGUCAAGGGGAAAAGAUGGUGAAUAUGUUUAUUGGUGAGUACAUCAAACAAAGGAUAAAAUAAAUAAGCAAUUAGUCUAGGAUAAGGAUAUGGUGGCAACAACCAACAAUGUUAUUAGUGAAGUAGACAUGGGUGAUGAACUUUCAGAGAUUUUGUUGAAAAGGUUAAAGAUAAAGGAGGGGAAAAGCAACAUUAGUAAUCUAAGAUGAAAGAAGGAAAAAGCUAAAUUAGUACUGCAAGAUAUCAUGCCGCAAUUUAUCGAUGUUUUGCUUUUCAGAAAGUGGAAUAAAAGAAAGCUGAAAAAGUUGGAAAACUGAAGAUGAUAAUGAUGCAAUAUUAGGGCAAAGUUUAAGAGACUCUAAGAACUGAAAGCAGGAACACUGUUGAUGGAAGGAAUGUACCUCUCUUUAAAAGAUAGACAAGGGACGAGAAAAAUAAUUCAAAGGAUAAGAAAUUAACAGAAAAUGACAAGCAGAUUCAGUGUGGGGUAAAUGCAUGAGGGAAGGAGGUUUUGAUCAGCUUGAGCUAUUGUAGGAAGUAAAGUUCCAAAUGAUUUCAGUAUUGUAUGUCAUAGCGGUAGAAUAUAAGACAACUUUGACAUUAUUAUGCAUACAGUGCUACUUCUAGAAGGGAGAUUAUUUCCCCCAUUAUUGUCUAUAGCCUGAAAAUGAGAAUGUAAGACUGGAAAAACACCUAAAAGAUUUUAUUCCAGUUAUCCAAAAUUAUUACAUUAUCUUCAAAGUUCCUUAAAAAGCCAACUAUAUAAUCUAUAUAUUAAAAAAAAUAAAUAAAAGUUGCCAUGUGUGUUAGAUUAGAACUGUGCUCCAUGGGAUUUUCAGUGGUUAAUUUUUUAGAAACAAAUCACCAGGCCUUUUUUCUGAGACACCCUGGGUUGAUUCAAACAUUGAACCUUUUGGUUAUCAACAUUCGUACCACCCAGGGACUCCAUCUAUAUUUUAACUAUUUUAUCAUUAGAAAAUUAUAUGUUCCCAUAUGUGUCAUUUCUAAGAAAAUUGUUGUGAUUUUCAGUUCAUUCCUGAAGUAGAAAUAUUAUGGAAGCUAUUUUGGAUGUUAGAUUAUGUAGUGCUUCAGUAAAAAAAAGAAAAAAAUAAUAAUUGCAAAAAGGAACCAGAGAAGUUAAUCUGUAAAUGACAACAACAUCAGAACAAUACAAGAGGGACUAAGUGGUGUAGGUAUAGAACUUUCUAAUGGACAGGAAGGCAAGGUAAUACCAAGUAAUAAUAGACUGGUUCAAACCUAGAAAGAUAAGCGUAAAUUUCAAGGUAACCAAAAAGAAAGUUAACCAACCUUAUAAUCAAAAUAAAGAAAAAAAAUAAAGUCUCAAUAAAAACAAAAUCUACAAAAAUAAAAAAAAGAAAUGAAAAAGAAAUCCACAAACAAAAGGAACUCAGCACAUGAGAGUAAGAGGAACAAAGGAAACAUUAAAAAACAUUAGCACCACAAAAAUAUAUAUUAAACACUUAUAUCUGUCUUAUUUCUAAGAAAUUGGUUGUGAUUUUCAGUUCAUUCCUGAAGUAGAAAUAGGAAUAUUAUGGAAGCUACUGAAAUAGGAAUUUUAUGGAAGCUACUGAAGCACUACAUAAUCUAACUUCUAAAAUAUUAGGAAUAUCAAUAGGGGUUAGAAUCAGAGGAGGGCAAGAGAAAAAUAAUUGAAAGCCAUCUUGUCAUAAUUUAAUUCUUCAUGUGUUCAGGGCUUCUCUCAUUGCCUCCCAGGUGUGAGCUACCUCAUCAAAAGAUGCCCAAUUACACCAUAGUGAUGGAAUUUCUCCUGAUGGGAUUUUCUGAUGUUUGGGAACUACAGGUUUUGCUUGCUGUAUCCUUCUCUCUGAUGUAUUUGGUGACUCUCAUUGGGAAUUUUCUCUUUGUUUUUGUCACCACCUUGGACAAGAGCCUUCACACCCCCAUGUACUUCUUCCUCAGGAAUCUGUCCAUCUUGGAUGCAUGCUACAUUUCUGUAACAGUCCCUAAUUCAUGUAUCAACAACCUGCUUAACAGUAGUGCCAUUUCAAAGGCAGGUUGUGUAACUCAGGUCUUCCUAGUGGUUUUCUUUGUAUAUGCAGAGCUGUUAUUCCUCACCAUCAUGGCCCGUGACCGCUAUGUGGCCAUCUGCCAGCCUCUCCACUACCCUGCGAUCAUGAACCCUCAAGCCUGUGUCCAGAUGACACUGGCUUCCAUCCUCAGUGGUCUGGUCUACUCAGGAUUCCACACAGGCAUCACUUUCAGGCUGCCAUUUUGUCAGUCCAACAUUAUUCAUCAGUUUUUCUGUGACAUUCCCUCUCUGCUGAAGCUCUCCUGUUCUGACACCUUCAGCAAUGAGAUCAUAAUCCUUGCCUCUGGUCUGGUGAUUGGUGGAGGCUCUUUCAUCUUCAUCAUCAGGUCUUACAUUUACAUAUUUUCUACUGUGCUCAAGUUCCCAAGUGGAACUGACAGAGCAAAGACCUUUUCCACCUGCAUCCCUCAUAUCCUUGUGGUGUCUGUCUUCCUUAGCUCAAGCUUCUAUGUGUACCUAAGGCCAUCUACAAUCUCUGCAACCAUCCAAGAUGUGGUCCUUUCUCUGUUCUAUUCUGUAAUUCCCCCCUUCUUCAACCCAAUUAUCUAUACUCUUAGGAAUGAACAAUCAAAUGUGCCCUCAGGAAAAUCAUGAAAAAAAAUUUCAAUUAGGAAAUUGCUUAUGCUCACCCUAAUUUAUAGGUGAAAUUUAUGUCUUCAGCAAUAAAUUGAGAUUAUUAAUUGGAAUUAUAUGAAUAUACUUUACGUAAAUAUAAUAUACAAACUCAUUCGCAUAUAUCAUUUAUCAAAAUCUUUCCUUUCUGAGGGUUUUGAAUGAUUUGAAUUGGCAAAUGGGUAAGA